AUGGUCAAACCACUAUCCUUUAAAGGCGAUAAAAAGUCAAAAAAGAGAAAACGACAGCAUGAUGACAACGAAGGAAAAACAAUAGCCGAACCCUCCAAGCCAACCGCUACGGACUUUGAAGCAACAGCUGAUGAGGACGGUCAGAAUUGGGUCUCUGCCAAUGCUCCAGCUGAUAUAGCAGGGCCCGUUUUGAUUGUAUUACCGUCGACCCCACCAUCCUGCAUUGCAUGUGAUGUCAAUGGCAAAGUAUUUGCCAGCGAGUUGGAGAAUAUAGUAGAGGGAAAUCCAAGUACGGCAGAACCACAUGAUGUUCGACAGGUAUGGGUAGCAACAAAGGUUGUAGGGAGUGAAGGGAUUAGCUUUAAAGGCCAUCAUGGAAGAUAUCUUAGUUGCGAUAAAUAUGGCAUUCUAACUGCCAAUUCAUCUGCUAUUUCAGCUCUCGAGUCCUUCAUCCCAAUAAAUUGUCCAGAUUCCCCCGGAAUGAUAUCUCUUCAAAUAUGCGGUGGUGAUAUGGAAGCAUAUAUUUCCUCCAAAGAGCCUCCUCCCGCCUCGACUUCAUCUAGAACAUCUAUCGAAAUUCGCGGGGAUGCAACUGAGAUCUCAUUUAACACUUCCUUCCGCGUCAGAAUGCAAGCUCGUUUUAAACCGAAAACAAAAUCUGCAGCCGCAAAAGAAAGCAAAGCAUUGGAAAAGAUUAGUCGGAAAGAAUUAGAAGAAGCUGUAGGUAGGAGAUUAAAUGACGACGAAGUGAAGAGAUUGAGAAGAGCACGAAGAGAGGGGAAUUAUCACGAAGAAAUUCUCGAUGUUAGGGUUAAAGGAAAACACGAUAAGUUCGCUUGA
Molecule: messenger RNA, 840 nt
Organism: Microsporum canis CBS 113480
Lineage: Eukaryota; Fungi; Ascomycota; Eurotiomycetes; Onygenales; Arthrodermataceae
Exons: 2
Coding region: 1-840 (279 amino acids)
Cellular component (GO): striated muscle dense body; nucleolus; catalytic step 2 spliceosome
Molecular function (GO): actin filament binding
Source: RefSeq, a predicted model, not a curated record